ACCGUCGUGACUAGAAGAUUCCAAGAACUCAGCUGUGCUAUUCUCGACUCGUCUCUCACACUUCUUCUCCUCGAGUUAGUUGAUUCAGCUCCAAAGUUUAUUAGGGUUUUACUCCACUCCCGAUUCUCUGCCGUUAUUCUCCCUGCUUUCGCUACAUUUACACUGCCCACCGAUGGUCCGGUGCUAUGGCCUCCGCCUCGCCCGCCGCUCUCUUACGUCUCUUCUGCGCCCCAAUUCCUAUUCAAUUCUUUGCUAUUCCUUCUUCAAGGGAGGGUGUAGGGGCGUCAGCGCGGCACCGUGCAGUCAUUUCAGGGGUCUUUUCUAUUUAAGUAAUGGAGAUGCGGGUACCGGCAAGAAUGUGUUAAAGCCAGGCUUUUGGAGUGAUAUUAUAGGCGCCAAACGAUCAAUUCAUGGCACUGCACAAUUAUCAAGAGAUUUCUAUGAUGUCCUUGGUGUCAAUAAAAAUGCAACAGCAUCCGAAAUCAAGAAAGCUUAUUACGGGCUUGCAAAGAAGUUGCAUCCUGAUACUAAUAAAGAUGACCCAGAAGCUGAAAAGAAAUUUCAAGAUGUCCAGAAAGCAUACGAGGUCUUGAAGGAUGAAGAAAAGCGCCAACAGUAUGAUCAGCUUGGGCAUGAAGCUUUUGAACGUGCUGGUACUGGUGAAGGUCCUGGGUUUGAUCCAUUCGGAGCUGGUGGCUUCAAUCCUUUCCAGGACAUAUUCAGAAAUGCUGAUAUUUUCAACAUAUUCAAUAGGGACAUGGGUGGCGAAGAUGUUAAGGUUGCUGUUGAACUAUCCUUUAUGGAAGCUGUCCAAGGAUGCACCAAAACACUGUCAAUAAUGACUGAUUUAACUUGUGAAACUUGUGGUGGAGCUGGGGUUCCUCCUGGAACAAGGCCUGAAACUUGUAAACGCUGUAGAGGUUCUGGCAUGAUUAUCUCGCAAAAUGGUCCUUUCACUCUUCAAUCUACUUGUCCAAGUUGUGGGGGAGCUGGAAAAAUUGUUUCGAACUUCUGCAAGUCUUGCAGGGGUAAGCGGGUAGUAAAAGGGCCAAAGACAGUGAAGGUGAAUAUCAUGGCAGGAGUGGACAAUAAUGAAACCCUUAAAAUGCCCAGAAGUGGUGGGUCAGAUCCUGAUGGAAAUCAACCAGGCGAUCUUUUUGUUAUGAUUAAGGUCAAAGAAGACCCAGUGUUCCGAAGAGAAGGGGCUGAUAUCCAUGUUGAUACAGUUUUGAGCAUCACUCAGGCAAUUUUGGGAGGAACAAUCCAGGUUCCUACACUGACCGGGGAUGUUGUUGUUAAGGUUCGCCCUGGCACUCAACCUGGGCAAAAGGUGGUCUUGAGGAAAAAGGGGAUUAAAGUCCGGAACUCAUUUUCAUUUGGUGAUCAAUAUGUGCACUUCAACGUUAGCAUUCCCACAAACCUGACCCAGAGGCAGCGCCAAUUGAUCGAAGAGUUUGCUAAAGAAGAACAAAGAGAAGAUGAUAAGGGGGCAGCUGCAGGAGCAUCGGGCUGAAUACCGAGAUAGAGAUAGCUGUAUGUCCUGAAAUCUAGAUAGGCAGAGGGAGAGAAAGUGAUUAAACUUUACUUCUUGGCUGAAGCUUUUUCAGCCAAGCAAUUUUUGGUGUUUGAGUUUACACCUUCCCAUUUGGGCUGGAAGUGUAACAUUCUUGUAGUGACCAUAUUUAUUAUAGUUCGAUAAAGGUCAGGUUUUCUUA
Molecule: messenger RNA, 1715 nt
Organism: Salvia miltiorrhiza (redroot sage)
Lineage: Eukaryota; Viridiplantae; Streptophyta; Magnoliopsida; Lamiales; Lamiaceae
Product: chaperone protein dnaJ GFA2, mitochondrial
Exons: 18
Coding region: 173-1513 (446 amino acids)
Biological process (GO): response to heat; protein refolding
Cellular component (GO): cytoplasm
Molecular function (GO): ATP binding; heat shock protein binding
Source: RefSeq, a predicted model, not a curated record